GCCUUGUGCAAGGCUUGGCACCCACCUCUCCUGCCCACUGCACCGAGCAGAUGAUUCGGUGCAUUAUUUGUUCUGCUUUGUUUGCUCAGCUCUCCUCGGGUUUCCCAGCUCUUUUGCUCCACCCCACUGGGGAUCAGGAGACAGAAAGCCAUUAGUUGGCACUAAAACUAUUUCCCAGUGUGUGAACUCGGAGUAAAGUCCUGGAGGUGGACAAUGCACCCAGCAUGGCUGUAGCGGCGGCAGCAGCGGGCACCAGGGUGCAGAGGAGCGGCUGGCUGGAAGUCCUGGUCAGGGAGCGGUGGCACAAAGUUGGGGUGAACUUAUAUGAGGAGUCCCUGGUGCUCAGCAGUGAGGACAUCAGCUCCAAUGGCAUCACCAAUGGUUCCUACAGAAGUCCCCAAGACCAGGAGCCUGGCAGCCCCAAGGGGGUCAGGACUGCACUCACAGAACUGCCAGAACAAGUGCCAGAGGCCAUUGCCAACAAGAAGAGGGCAGUCAAGGUGGUGAAGCAGGAGUUGGGGGGGCUGGGCAUCAGUAUCAAGGGGGGCAAGGAGAACAAGAUGCCCAUCCUCAUCAGUAAGAUCUUUAAGGGGCUGGCAGCGGACCAGACACAGUCCCUUUAUGUUGGAGAUGCCAUCUUAUCUGUCAAUGAGGUGGACUUGAGGGAUGCCACACAUGAUGAGGCUGUGCAGGCUCUGAAGAAGGCUGGCAGGGAGGUGAUUCUGGAGGUAAAGUACAUGCGAGAGGCCACUCCUUACGUGAAGAAAGGAUCUCCAGUAUCAGAAAUUGGAUGGGAGACUCCUCCUCCUGAAUCCCCACGGCUGGGUAAUUCAUCAAAGUGUCCGCCAUCACCUAUUUCCCUGCCCAGUUAUGGAGACAGGAAAACCAUUCCACUCAAGAUGUGCUUUGUGACAAGGAACCUGACCAUUCCUGAUCCAGAGAGCAGACAUCUGGAGCUGCAUUCACCUGAUGCCAAGCAUACAGUAGUGUUACGAAGCAAAGAUCCAGCGACGGUGCAGACCUGGUUCAAUGCGAUCCACAGAGCAGUGAUGGAGCUGGUGGCCAAGGCAAUUACAGAAGUUAAAGAUCAGCUGGGCAAAAACGGGAUCUCUGGGAGCCAAGAAAUACGACAUAUGGGCUGGUUGGCGGAAAAGGUACCAGGUGAAAACGAGAAACACUGGAAGCCAGUCUUAAUUGUCAUCACAGAAAAAGAUCUCCUAAUGUAUGACAGCAUGCCCCGAAUGAAGGAAGCCUGGUACAGCCCUCUGCACAGCUACCCCCUCAUCGCAACCAGGUUAGUCCAUUCUGGGCCGGGGAAAAGUUCUGCACUACUAGGAACAGAAUUUUCUUUUGCGACAAGGACCGGUUCCAGGCAAGGGAUUGAAACUCAUUUGUUCAGAGUGGAAACCAGUAGAGACCUCUCAUUGUGGACAAGACAGAUCGUCCAGGGAUGUCACAACGCAGCAGAGUUCAUUAAGGAGAUCACCACCCCUUGUACUUACAAGAACCAAGAAUGUCGGCUGGUGAUAAAUUUCGAGCACGGAUUCUCCAUCACCACUCAGGCGCCAGAUGGUACUUUUACUAAGAUAUUAGCACAAUUUCCAUAUGAAAAACUAAAAAUGUCCUCAGAUGACGGAGUUAAAAUGCUGUUUUUAGAAUUUGGAGGCAAAGAUGGAGACAUACAGUUGGAUCUUCAGUGCUGUCCGAAGCCCAUCGUCUUCAUCAUUCAUUCCUUCCUCUCCGCUAAGAUCACCAGACUAGGAUUAGUGGCCUGAGGACAGUUUUGAGAACACUUCACUACAGAAGUAGACCUUCACCAGUGGACUACAGCUUCAUGGAAGACUAAUCAGAAGAAACUCUACACGAUUUUAAAAGGUACUUGAUUUGAGAGAAUCCUGAAACUGAGGAGGAUACGAGUGAUCUGGGGCCCUCUAAAUCAGACGGACACACAGAAUACAUCUAGAUUCUAAUAAUUUCUUGGAUGGUGAGGAACUCUACGGUCCUGGGUGUAGAUGAGGGCCACUGCUCCUUAUAAUAAUCCUAAUCAUUAGCGUCUAUCUGGAAUUUUGGAAUAAAUACUCUGAUUUACUUAGUUGGACUACAGAAAACUGCCUGCGAAAAAUUAAAAACUACUGGACCGGGAGGACAGCGACGUAGAGGAAGACCUUAUUCUGAAGGACCUAUCUGAUCAGAAGGAUCUCGUGAUGCCACCACACUAGAAGACCCACAAGACAAAAACAUGGCUGCUCUCCUACAGAAACAGCGCCGCUCCUGUUUCCAGGCUGUGCCUUGUAUUGCAGCUCAGCUAUACUGUAAUACCACACACAGCCCAUAGCCAGAGGUGGCGCUGUUUCUGGAAGAAAGUGCAGUAAAAGUUCAAGAUAUCCACCACCCAUGUCCUUACUGCGAUGCCUCAAGAUGGAGAAGGUUUCACAUUAUCGUUACCCUGGCGGAAGCUUUCCCGCUCUUUGAUGUCAACUGCUAGCACUUUGUAUAAAUGGCCAAGAGAAGGGGAGCCAGGGUGCUGACAACUGCACAAAGGCUAGUUCUGGCUCAUGAAAGUUGUCACCAAGUCCAUUAAGAUUCUGGCCUGGGAAACUAAAAUUAAUAUCUGCAGUACAUUAGCACUAACGAGUUCUUAUAGAAAAUACUAUGACCUUCAAUUAGACACGGUAUAGUCAAUCCAUGGGAAUUGCUCAAUAAAUUACGAUAAUUUAAAUCCCUUUAUUUCCUAUAGGCAUAAUAGAGGAACAUAACAGAUUUCAGUCAUCAUACACCACCUUUGCUGCUGGUUCUCUAGAUGUAUCAGGGUCUCUGCCAUGUGAGCGUGACCGCUAACUCCUCUAUGGUCAUGUGACAUGUCGGCUACCGGUACUAACUUUUCUUCAUGUCACAGUGCCACCAUUACAUUGCCAGCCAUAGUGCCACCAUAACAGGGUCAUACAAUAUAAUAUACUGAACAGAAAAGAAACCCACUGGGCCCUCACAUGCAAAAAAUAAAAUAAAAACCUGCCCAGAAGAACAGAAUGUGGAUUUUUAACACUAAGUAUUGUCUUCUGGAGGACGUGGCACCGCCACGUAUUACAUUGUCGCCUACUCAGUAGGUGCAAUACAUUACUGCAUACUAGAAGAAAUGUGGCUUCCCCCUCUGCCCAACUUAGGGGGAGCUGCCCAAGAAAGGUGGUUGAACUUGGUGGACAUCUCCUACUCGGAGGACCUCUCCUGUUUUAUUCUCCAUGAGGUAACAAUUCUGAAGCAUCUUUUCUUAGAUUUGUGAGUUAUGCAAUUCCUCUGUUAUUCCUCCUGGAACUGUAGGAAUACAUUGCCAACUGGUUGUUUGAUGGAGAGUUUCCCUAAGACACUGUCCAACGAUUGCUGACAGACUAUGUAGAGACACAGCUCAACCACAAGGAGAAUAAUAAUGCUCAAUUUUAAUUUCAUACACACAUUUUCGGGAGGAAUAACAGAGGAACAGAAUAACACAGAUGUCUAAGAAAAGAUGCUGUAACGUUGUUAUUUAAUGGGUAAUACAAGAUUUUUCAAGUGAGCUGGCAGGUCCUCUUUAAAGGGGUUUUCCAGGAUUCAGAUAUUGAUGGCCUACCUUUAGAAUAGGUAGUCAAUAUCUGAUCGGUGAGUGUCCGACUGUCGGUUGCAACAUAUUUGCCUUAGGCCUCUCUCACACGGGUGCGAUGCGUUAAACAAAUGCAUAGAAUCCUGACCCUGACAAUUUAAUAAAUUUUUCACACCUUAUUUCAGGAAAAAUCGCAGCACGUUCUAUAUUCUGCGUUUUUUUUUGUUUUGUUACACAGCCCUGGCCCCAUAGAAAUGAAUGAGGCUUGUGAGAAAAACGGAAGACAUCCGUAUAUGCAAUACGUUCAUCACCGAUGGUUGCCAGGAGAUGCAGAUUGUUAUUCUUCAGUUUCUCUUCCAAGCGCGUUAAAGUAUCCAAAACUGAUUGCACCCGCGCGGGAAAAAACUGAAACCCUGAACGCAAUCGCAGAAAGAACUGCCUGAAUUUGUGUACAGAUCCUGACGCAGUCGGUAUGGCUGGUGUGCAGGAGGCCUCACAUAACAUCCAGCAGCCGUGUGUGGUCUGAAAAGAAUUCCUUUUCUUACAGUAAUUGCCGUGUUCUGUAAGGAGGGAGCCCCGAGGGACCUCUGCGCCCACAGAACACAGCGCGCCGGUACUUUUCUUCAUAAAAGAUGAAUUCAACGAAUUAUUCUAGUCGAUUUUAAUGCUCUAAGGCUUUUAUUGGAUUUCUUGGUUGUAAAUUUAUUGAUAAAUAAAACACUUUUGCUGACAAUUAUUGUAAAUAAAAAAAGUAUAAAAAUGAA
Bufo gargarizans (Asiatic toad) is the source of this 4335-nucleotide messenger RNA. RefSeq names its product syntrophin beta 1 (gene SNTB1). The record is from RefSeq and is a predicted model, not a curated record. Gene Ontology annotation, cellular component: synapse; intracellular anatomical structure; dystrophin-associated glycoprotein complex. Gene Ontology annotation, molecular function: structural molecule activity; protein binding. Lineage: Eukaryota; Metazoa; Chordata; Amphibia; Anura; Bufonidae.